Molecule: messenger RNA, 575 nt
Organism: Diabrotica virgifera virgifera (western corn rootworm)
Lineage: Eukaryota; Metazoa; Arthropoda; Insecta; Coleoptera; Chrysomelidae
Product: calphotin-like
Exons: 2
Coding region: 40-462 (140 amino acids)
Source: RefSeq, a predicted model, not a curated record
UCUGCGAAUGGUUUUCGUAAUAUGCGUAUAUAAGAUGAAAUGAAAAUCAAAACUGUAUCAGUUGCUUCAGUCUACAGAACUACAACUACAACUACUAUCAAUAUGGUUUCUAAAAUUAUCGCUUUCGUCGCCAUUUUGGCCUACGCUCAUGCUGGAGUACUAACUGGUAGCCCCGUUAUCUCGGCAUACUCCUCACCACUCGUAUCACAAGCCGUUGUGCCUUCACCCAUUGUAUCAUCACCACUCAUUACUAGAUCUCUACCCAUUGGACUAGCAGCUCCAGCUCCUCUACUCACUAGAAGUGUAGGACCAGUUGUCUCUUCACCACUACUUGCACCUUCAGUUGGACCUGUUCUUUCUACCUACUCUGCUGGUCCAUGGGGAGGCAUUGCUCCAUUAUCAUCUCCCUUAGUUGCACCAUUGUCUGCUCCCGUAGCUGCACCUUGGGCGGCUCCAUGGUAAACGACUUGAGCUAAAGUUACCAAUGUACUUUUAUUAUUUAUUUUAAAAUAUAUAUAUUUCUGCAUACAAUUUAUAUUUGAAUUAUUAAAAUAAAACUAAAAAAAUAAAACUUA